GAACGACGGAGUUAAUGAUUGUUUCAUCAUCUGUGGGUCUAUUCUUCUGCACUAGGAAGUUAAGGGGAGGUGCCAUACCGAGGUGACAUGACUUUGCUUCACGAAUGUAACAAUUAGGCGAACCUUGAUGAAAUCAGAUUGGUUGCAAUUAAUAUGCGGCGGCAGAACGCAGUUGGUGCGUGUAGCCUAGUUCUGCAGCCACAUCCAGUUUAAUAAUUUCAUUGAAGAAGAUGAUUUAAAUUGAGAUUCAGUAGUCGAUUUUGUGCUAAUUUGAAGGCAACCAGUGAUAUUCGUUUCAAAUGAAAUGGCAGUUUAUUUGCUAAAAUUUAAAGGGCAGAAUCUGGGAUUUGCGAGGGAAUGCUGAAUUGAUUGGAGACCAUCGGAAUUGCCCGCCCUGUGUGCAGGCACGGAAUUUUCACGCGCUGUUCUAGCAAUCAAACAGCUGAACAGCCUUGUCUCGGCGGCACGUGCAAACCGUCCGCUCCACCACUUCCCAUCUGCGCUCCGGGCACUUCAAAUAAGGACCGCGUCCCGAGCCUAUUCUAUGUGAAGCUGCGAAAACGGGCAAUUCCUUCGGUCUCUCCCGUCUGCAGUGAGGCAAGGACGAAAAGUCACGGUUUGGCCGAGCUGCAGCCAUGGACCAGGAUGAGAACAAGAGCGUCUCGAAAAAGACCAUAAUCGCAAAGAUUUUCAAAGUUCGCAAGAGGAGAGAGAUGCUUUUCGUGCAAGUGUGUUUUCUCUGCAGUGUCCUCUUCAUGGCGUGGAGCAUGUCAGCACUUCUGACAAAGACAGGCCAUGGAAUGAUCCAGGAGAAUGGACACGAGAAGCACGAACAUUGGGGAAGGAGGCUCAUGGGACAUGAACCCGACAACGACAAUGAGACAGAGUCGAAGAACUGCACAGAGCCAGCGAUCAAGGAGUUCCCUGAAGACCUUUUCACCAACAACGAGCGCAAGAGUGGGGCCGUCCUGCUGCACAUAGUGGCGGCCCUCUAUAUGUUCCUGGCCCUGGCUAUAAUCUGUGAUGACUACUUUGUGACAUCGCUGGAGAAGAUCUGUGAGAAACUAGACCUAAGUGAGGAUGUUGCCGGAGCCACUUUUAUGGCAGCUGGGAGUUCUGCUCCAGAGCUGUUUGCCUCUGUCAUUGGUGUCUUCAUCACCCACGGUGACGUGGGGGUUGGGACAAUCGUUGGCUCAGCUGUCUUUAAUAUCCUGUGCAUCAUCGGUGUGUGCGGAAUCUUCGCAGGACAGGUCGUAAUGUUGGGUUGGUGGUCUGUUUUCCGAGAUUCAUUCUACUACAUCUUGUCUAUCCUAGCUCUUAUUGCAUUCAUUUACGAUGAGAAGGUGGUGUGGUGGGAGAGCCUGGUGUUGGUGCUCAUGUACUGUGGAUACAUCCUCAUCAUGAAGUUUAACCAGAGCUUGCAGAAGUUGUUCACGGGGAAAGGGGGUAAAGACAAGAACCAGGCCAACGGUAACGCUGCGGCCAGCAGCGAGAUGGAGGAUGGUAAUACAGCUUGUUAUGGGGCUGAUGACCCCUCAUUACCUAUACUCAGCACAGCAGCAGUUAAGCCCAGUAAGGCUUACAGUCGUGGCUCUGUGGUCAUGGUCGAUGAGAUUAUGCACGCCAGCCCUCCCAAGUUACGCUUCCCAGAGGCCGGCCUCCGCGUCAUGGUCACCAGCCAUUUUGGACCAAAGACCCGGCUGCGCAUGGCCAGUCGCCUCAUCAUCACUGAGCGUCAGAAGCUGGUCCAGGGUGCCAACGGGGUGGAGACACAGGUUCUGGAGGGGAAGGUGGACAUUGAGAAUGGCAACGUGCCCGAAGACAAACCAGCAGAGGAGGAGCAGGAGAAUGAAACCAUCUCCCCCUUUCAUAUCCCUGAUGGCAUCGGCAGCAAGUGCAAGUGGUUGAUCUCGUGGCCCCUGCUGCUCCUCCUGUUCUUCACCAUCCCCAACUGUGCCAAGCCUCGCUGGGAGAAGUUCUUCAUGGUCUCCUUCUUCCUUUCUACCGUCUGGAUCGCUGUCUUCUCCUACUUCAUGGUCUGGAUGGUCACCAUCAUCGGCUACACCCUUGGCAUCCCAGAUGUCAUUAUGGGCAUCACCUUCCUGGCAGCCGGUACCAGCGUUCCAGACUGCAUCGCCAGUCUCAUUGUUGCUCGGCAAGGACUGGGUGACAUGGCAGUGUCCAACACCAUCGGCAGCAAUGUGUUUGAUAUCCUGGUUGGGCUGGGCGUUCCCUGGGCACUACAGACCAUGGCGGUCAGCUACGGCUCCGAGGUCAUGAUCAACAGUCGAGGACUGGUCUACUCUGUGGUGUUGCUACUGGGAUCUGUGGCUUUGACGGUGGGGGGGAUCCACGUGAACCACUGGAAGCUGGAUCUGAAGCUGGGUAUCUACACGCUGGUCCUCUACGCCGUCUUCCUGUGUUUCUCCAUCAUGAUCGAGUACAACGUGUUCACCUUCGUCAACCUGCCCAUGUGCAUGGAGGAGUAGCUGAACCAUGCCCCCCUCAACAAGGAAGCUCCUCCCUCAACCCCUAACGGCAACCAAUCACAAUCGACUUUCCUCAUCCUCCACCACGUUACUGAAGCUGUCCUGUCUGACAGGUCACCUGUCAUUUUCAUAACUGACUUGUUGACCUCUUGAUCUGAUCCUGGUCUUUAAAUGUUUUCUUUCCCUGUGCUUGGACUCACUUUCCCAUGAGGCUUUGUUCUGAGGAGUGGACAGACACAUUAAACGAACUGGACCCAUUUUCCAUUCCCCCAUCCACACGAUCUGUAGUCUUACUGGCUUUCCUUAGCAUUCCCCCACAGGCUCUAGAAUCAACCCUACAGUAGUCUUCCUCUUACAAACAACCCAAACAUACCUCUGUCCAAGUUAGGGUUAGUCCGAACCCUCAACAUUGACCCUCACCCCUUCUCCUACUCUUCCCCCAUCCAAACUUCUCCUCUUCUCAUCCCCACCCCACCGAUCCACCCAAAGACCCUACGGAGAAUACACAACCUCUCCCCAAAACUCUACCUCUCCCCUGAAUCCUGCUUGUACCCUCAACCUGUGGAGGGGGAACUCUCCUCCUCCUCUUUCAGACCUGGACCCCUCUGACAUAGUCCGAACUUUGACUUUUCCCAGAUUGCUUCGUCCCACCCCUCUGCAGCAGACACUCAUUUUUCACUCCUAUCUACUCUAACUUUUCUCUUCUCUCCAUCAACUCUUAAAGACAUUUUGUCAGGAAGCUUUGUGUCUCUGACAACCAGAAAAGUGUCAUGUAUAUUUGCAGCACAAUGGAAAACUUGUGAAUAUCUUUUUUCUUUUCUUGUUUUUGUAUUGUAUUUUUUUGUUUUAUAGAGUUUAAAAAUUACUACAAAAUACUUUUGAGAGCUUGUUGCAAUCACAAAGGACAUUGCCUGUUUCACAGUAAUGAAUUAGCACACAGAGAAAAUACUUCUCUUGUAAGGACAUUUGGCUCCCCCUCGAAGGGAGGCGUCUGGCUCAUGGUGGCAACUCCAAAAUUCGUGGUGCUGAAAUUUCAGCUCUUUUUUUUUUCUUCUUGUUCUGAGAUAUCACACACACACACACCCUCAGACUGCACAACACUGAAGAGAAAAAACACCUGCUCCAGAGUUGGGAGAAAUCUUCUGGACGGUGUCCAUAUUCGGACGUCUUUGGACUGUAGCAUGUAUAGUGUUACAGAUGGGAUAUUCAGUCUGUUCUUCUGUCUGCUCGACCCCUUUUGACCACCAGGGGGCAAUGUCCCCUCACUCUGAUCUAUCUGCAUGGCAGGUGGUCUCAAGCAACCACAGCCGUUUGGUUAUCAGGGAAUAUCUGGAGCCUCCGCAGAUCCAGUAGGGGGCGACAUAGGUGUUCUCUCUCUGAAUUACAUGUAGAUAUUGCACUUUAAAACAAGCAAAGCUGUCCUCCUACUUUCUGAAUCAAAUAGUGCUUCCUGUGUGUGUGUGGGGGGGGGGGUUGUGUAUGUACUGUACUGUGUGUUUGUGUGAGGGCAUGACGAGGGUGCGUGCUGACUUGCAGGCUCGCGCCCAGCUUGGUCUCACCGCCUCCCCCUUCCCUAAUCCCCUAUAGACUUGAACCUCUAACAUCGUGAGCACAUACCCAUUUCUGUCUGCAGUGCAAUGCAUGUUGGGACAAUAAAUGCAGGCUCCUCCAUGGCACGACCCCCCCCGGCGACCACUUUCUAAAUAAACGGCAGCUACAUGCUACUGCAAUCUAAGACAUUUGACAUCAUGCAAAAACACCUGCAGGAACUUAGUCUACAAUAAGCUGGAGAGACUUGCAUUGAUAGGGGAGUGUUAAAGAUGAGGACUUCUCUUUCCCUUUGUGUUGGCAGCAGGUACUUGUAUAUGCAAUCUCAACGUAAUAUGUGUUGGACUCUGGAGGAACUACAUUGGUGUUGCCAUAAUGUUAGUGGUUAAUAUGAGCUCACUGACCCGCUAAAGGACCGAGCCAGAGGACAUGGAGGAAAGGUUCUGGAACUGUAGAUUCUGUGUGUGCGGGGGAGUCCGACCCUCUGGUACAAGGGCAUUACUCAAUCACCAACUCUACCUGAGGAGCGGAGGGGAAGGACUCCUGCUGGGAAACAACCCCCCAGGUUGGCUACAGAUGGUUUAGUCCAGAAUCCUCUGAACUUUCUGGAAGUUUUCCUUCUCCAUGAAUGAACUUUGUGAGAUGAGAUCUCCACUCUGUAUGAAGGACCUGAGGAGCAGACAUUUUAGUAGCAGGACCCCUAAACUGCACCCCUGGGGGGGUAGACUCGCUAUGUUCAAGACUCUACUGCCCCCCGCUUCUUUAUCCUCCCUUCUCCUCAUCACACCCCGAUGCUCUCUCUGACCCCCCCCCCCCCACCGUUCUCGACUAUCAGUUUAUAGCAGUUACCCCCACUGCUCUGUAUAUACCCCAGUGGGUCUUUUCCCCAUAGAAGAAAGAGUUCUCUGCUAGUGCCAUUCUCAUUGUUGUCUUUGCAACGAUCACUGCAUUCUCAAUCUUUUCACUGGUUCUUAUUAACUGUACAUACAUAGAUAUUUUUUGAACGUAUGAUGCUCGCUUUUUGGGUCAAGAGUAUACCUGAUUUCCUUUGUACAUUUCCCUUUGUUUGUCUUGGUUUUGAGCGGUGGGUUUGGGUCUGUGUACAACACCUGUGUGGUCAUGUCCUUGGUCCAAUCCCCAAUGGACCCCUAGACCCUACGCCCUAGGUACUUGUGGCGAGUGUUUAACAGCUGUGUGGUCAUGUCCUUGGUCCAAUCCCCAAUGGACCCCUAGACCCUACGCCCUAGGUACUUGUGGCGAGUGUUUAACAGCUGUGUGGUCAUGUCCUUGGUCCAAUCCCCAAUGGACCCCUAGACCCUACGCCCUAGGUACUUGUGGAGAGUUUAACAGCUGUGUGGUCAUGUCCUUGGUCCAAUCCCCAAUGGACCCCUAGACCCUACGCCCUAGGUACUUGUGGAGAGUUUAACACCUGUGUGGUCAUGUCCUUGGUCCAAUCCCCAAUGGACCCCUAGACCCUACGCCCUAGGUACUUGUGGAGAGUUUAACACCUGUGUGGUCAUGUCCUUGGUCCAAUCCCCAAUGGACCCCUAGACCCUACGCCCUAGGUACUUGUGGAGAGUUUAACACCUGUGUGGUCAUGUCCUUGGUCCAAUCCCCAAUGGACCCCUAGACCCUACGCCCUAGGUACUUGUGGAGAGUUUAACACCUGUGUGGUCAUGUCCUUGGUCCAAUCCCCAAUGGACCCCUAGACCCUACGCCCUAGGUACUUGUGGCGAGUGUUUAACAGCUGUCAGUAAUUGCUCCACAUUGCUCAGAAGUUUCACCAUAUUGCGCUAAUACCAGUCAAAUCCUCUCAGAUCUCCACUAGUCUGUAGGGUCUAGGGGUUGCUUUAAAUUGGGCCCUCGGUGCCAGGUUCUGAGAGGUGACAACGGGUGUAUUCAUUAGUUAGACUGCUGCAAAAUGUUUUGAAACUGUUUACUUUAAACGGAUAAUGUUUUGCAACGAAAACAAGAGUUUCUAUUGGACAAAUUCAGGUAGGUCCCUCCCUGUUUGGUUCCUAGAGUAAACGGUUUCCGUUAAAGAAAUGUUUUGCAACCGUCAAAACGAUUUGUAACGGUCUGCAGCUAAUGAAUACACCUCACCACAGCAGGUCACACUGCUCUUACUGCUUGACUAUCCUAACUCAUCUAACACUCACACGCCACCGUGGAAUAGUUCUCUGGGCGAUCUGCCACAACUUUAUCACUGUUUAAAAAGAAGUAGAAUUCAGAUGCCAUAAAUGUCAUAGCUCUGCAUCGAAAAUACAGAUUGUAUGGAAACCAUGUUGUACAAAAUAAAAGUGCACAAAUCUACACACACCCUCCCCCCUAUGGCAAAAAUGACCAUGAACCUAAUUUAUAAUCUAGUAGUGUGAUUUUAAUUUAACUUUUCCUCAGUGUGUGUUGACUGUAUUGCUCUGUGUACUAAACUAUAGUUAAAUCAUCUCUUUAUAGCACACCUUGUUGAAGAAAAGUUAAUUGUCAAACUAACAGAUUAUAGAGGGUUACUGAAUUUAUUUUGCACUCGGCAACAAUUUGUUUGCACUAUGAAAAUGUUGCCCAUACACACACACACACACGUUCAAUAACUAUGACUUCUCAACACCAGAGUGGAGCCGUAUGUAAUUCUAUUGAAUGAAUGAAACGACCUGAUGCACUGUGAGCUCAAUGUGAUGUGGGAGUCAUUUGUCAACCAAUAAAAAUGAGACAUAAAACAUAGUGAUAAUAUAUUUAAUGUAAAGUUAGUUCAUAUGAAACAUUUAUCCAAAACAUCUGUAUAACUUAUAUGAAUGUAUUGUCUCGCUAUACUGGACAUAUCCAACCGAUGCAUUUUACUGUAAAGCAAUAACGUGAAAAAAUUAAAUUGCAAAAAGAAUUCCUGAA
Oncorhynchus masou masou (cherry salmon) is the source of this 6920-nucleotide messenger RNA. Its product is annotated as sodium/potassium/calcium exchanger 4-like. The record is from RefSeq and is a predicted model, not a curated record. The transcript is spliced from 17 exons. The coding region runs from base 636 to 2489 and encodes 617 amino acids. Gene Ontology annotation, biological process: calcium ion transmembrane transport; intracellular calcium ion homeostasis. Gene Ontology annotation, cellular component: plasma membrane. Gene Ontology annotation, molecular function: calcium, potassium:sodium antiporter activity; calcium channel activity. Lineage: Eukaryota; Metazoa; Chordata; Actinopteri; Salmoniformes; Salmonidae.